Messenger RNA from Sorex fumeus (smoky shrew), 3922 nucleotides. It is a transcript of the gene ATP13A2, whose product is annotated as ATPase cation transporting 13A2. The transcript has 28 exons. NCBI's taxonomy places the organism in Eukaryota, Metazoa, Chordata, Mammalia, Eulipotyphla, Soricidae. Bases 113 to 3640 code for a protein of 1175 amino acids. Gene Ontology annotation, cellular component: membrane. Gene Ontology annotation, biological process: regulation of autophagosome size; intracellular calcium ion homeostasis; regulation of mitochondrion organization. The record is from RefSeq and is a predicted model, not a curated record. Gene Ontology annotation, molecular function: ATPase-coupled monoatomic cation transmembrane transporter activity; ATP binding; ATP hydrolysis activity.
CGCCCAGCCCCGCGGUCCCGGGCCCCGCGCCUCUGGCCUGCCGCCUGCCGCCUGCGUCCCCGCGGCGGGGCAUCGCGACCCCGGGCCUCGGCGAUGAGCUCGAAGCGCCGACAUGAGCGCAGACAGCAGCCCUCUUGUGGGCAGCACGGCCCCUGGUUAUGGGACCCUGACCAUCGAGCCUUCUCUCGAGGCCCUCAGCUCCUCAGUUUCAUCCGUGAGGCUCAGCGGCUACUCUGGAAGCCCGUGGCGGCUCCUCGGCUAUCACCUUGUGGUCUGGCUGCUGGCAGGGAUCCCUUUGCUGCUUUUCCGCUGGAAGCCGGCAUGGGGGGUGCGGCUGCGUUUCCAGCCGUGCAGUCUGGCACAUGCAGAAACACUCAUCAUCGAAACAAAAGACAAAGAGGAUAGUGCUUGGCGGCUCCAUACCGUCCAGGUGCAGACCGAGGCCAUCAAUGAGGCCAGCCUGGAGCAGCCACUGCAGGUCACGGCAGUAGAGGAUGGCCGGAGCCAGGCAGCCUUGGGUGCCGUGCCCGCGGGUUUGUGGGAGGACACAGCCCAGCUCCACGGGAGAGAAGAGGCGAAGCGGCUGUUGCGCUUCUACGUCUUCCAGGGCCGCCGCUACAUCUGGCUCGAGACCCAGCAGGCCUUCUGCCACGUCAGUCUGCUGGACCAAGGCCGCACGUGUGAGGACGUCCAUCUCUCCCGCUCCGGCCUCAGCCUCCAGGACCACCACGUGAGGAAGGCCGUCUACGGCCCCAACGUCAUCAGCGUGCCCGUCAAGUCCUAUCUCCAGCUGCUGGUGGACGAGGCGCUGAACCCCUACUACGGGUUCCAGGCCUUUAGCAUCGGGCUGUGGCUGGCUGACCACUACUACUGGUACGCCCUGUGCAUCUUCCUCAUCUCCACCCUCUCCAUCUGCGUGUCGCUGUACAAGACCAGAAAGCAAAGCCAGACCCUGAGGGACAUGGUCCAGCUGUCGGUGCGGGUGUGUGUGUGCCGGCCAGGAGGAGAGGAGGAAUGGGUGGACUCCAGCCAGCUGGUGCCCGGAGACUGCCUGGUGCUGCCCCAGGAGGGCGGGCUGAUGCCCUGUGACGCCGCCCUGGUGGCUGGCGAGUGCAUGGUCAACGAGAGCUCCCUGACAGGGGAGAGUGUCCCCGUGCUGAAGACAGCCCUGCCACAGGCGCCGAUCCCCUACUGCCCAGACUCCCACCGACGCCACUCGCUCUUCUGCGGGACCGUCGUCCUGCAGGCCCGCGCCUUCACGGGCCCCCGCGUGCUGGCGGUGGUUACCCGCACAGGGUUCUGCACGGUCAAAGGGGGCCUGGUGAGCUCCAUCCUACACCCCCGGCCGGUCAACUUCAAGUUCUACAAAGACAGCAUGAAGUUCGUGGCUGCCCUCUCUGUGCUGGCUCUCCUCGGCACCAUCUACAGCAUCUUCAUCCUGCACCGCAACCGGGUGCCUGUGAGCGAGAUCGUGAUCCGGGCCCUGGACCUGGUGACGGUGGUGGUGCCGCCCGCGCUGCCGGCCGCCAUGACAGUGUGCACACUCUACGCCCAGGGCCGGCUCAAGCGCCAGGGCAUCUUCUGCCUCCACCCGCUGCGCAUCAACCUGGGCGCCAAGCUGCAGCUGGUGUGUUUUGACAAGACCGGCACACUCACAGAGGACGGCCUGGACGUGAUGGGGGUGGUACCCCUGAAGGACCGGGCGUUCCUGCCACUGGUCCCUGAGCCCCGCCGCCUCCCCAUGGGACCCCUGCUGCGUGCACUGGCCACCUGCCAUGCCCUCAGCCGGCUUCAGGACUCCGCAGUGGGUGACCCCAUGGACCUCAAGAUGGUGGAAUCGACUGGCUGGCUCCUGGAGGAGGGGCCAGUUACAGACUCGGAGUUUGGCACCCAGGUCUUGGCCGUGAUGAGACCCCCACGUCAGGAGCCCCGGGCACAGGGAAUGGAGGAGCCCGUGGUACCCGUCAGCAUCCUGGGCCGCUUCCCCUUCUCGUCGGUCCUGCAGCGUAUGAAUGUGGUGGUCGCGUGGCCAGGGGCCGCCCACCCCGAGGCCUACGUCAAGGGCUCCCCCGAGCUGGUGGCCAGCCUCUGCCAGCCCGAGACAGUGCCCACCCACUUCGCCCAGACACUACAGAACUACACAGCUGCCGGCUACCGUGUCGUGGCCCUGGCGGGCAAGGCACUGCCCAUUGCACCUACCCUGGAAGCUGCUCAGCCGCUCACCAGGGACAGCGUGGAGCAGGACCUGAGUCUGCUGGGGCUGCUGGUCAUGAGGAACCUGCUGAAGCCACAGACCACCCCCGUGAUCCGGGCCCUGCGGAGCACCCGCAUCCGCACCAUCAUGGCCACAGGGGAUAACCUGCAGACAGCAGUCACUGUGGCACGCAGCUGUGGCAUGGUGGGGCCCCAGGAGCAGCUGGUCAUCCUCCAUGCCCACCCCCCGGCUCCAGGCCAGCCUGCCUCUCUGGAGCUCCUGCCCGAUGACCUCACAGCCGCUGUGAACGGGGCCAUGGAUCCUGAGCAGACCGCAGGCUACACUCCGGAGCCGGACCCCCGACACCGCCACCUGGCGCUCAGCGGGUCCACCUUCGAGGUCCUCAUGAAGCACUUCCCCAGGCUGCUGCCCAAGGUCCUGGUCCAGGGCUGUGUCUUCGCCCGCAUGGCCCCCGAGCAGAAGACGAAGCUGGUGCAGGAGUUGCAGAAGCUUCAGUACUGCGUGGGCAUGUGCGGGGACGGUGCCAACGACUGUGGGGCCCUGAAGGCGGCCGACGUGGGCAUCUCGCUGUCUCAGGCCGAGGCCUCCGUGGUCUCCCCCUUCACCUCGAGCAUGGACAGCAUUGAGUGCGUGCCCAUGGUCAUCAGGGAAGGCCGCUGCUCCCUGGACACGUCCUUCAGCGUCUUCAAAUAUAUGGCCCUGUAUAGCCUGACACAGUUCAUCUCUGUCCUGCUGCUCUACACGAUCAACACCAACCUGGGCGACGUGCAGUUCCUGGCCAUCGACCUGGCUAUCACCACCACGGUGGCAGUGCUUAUGAGUCGCACGGGGCCAGCGCGAGCCCUGGGCCAGGUGCGGCCUCCCGGAGCCCUGCUCAGCGUGCCCGUGCUCAGCAGCCUGCUGCUGCAGGUGGCGCUGGUGGCCGGCGUGCAGCUGGGGGGCUACUUCCUGACGGUGGCCCAGCCCUGGUUCGUGCCUCUGAACAGGACAGCACCAGCUCCCGACAACCUGCCCAACUACGAGAACACGGUGGUCUUCUCUCUGUCCAGCUUCCAGUACCUCAUCCUGGCUGUGGCCAUGUCCAAGGGGGCGCCCUUCCGCCAGCCGCUCUACACCAAUGUGUCCUUCCUGGUGGUCCUGGCGCUCUUGGCCUCUAUCCUGGUGGGCCUCCUCCUGGCCCCCGGCCUCCUGCAGGGGCCGCUGACGCUGAAGCCCAUCGCGGACACCCACUUCAAACUGCUGCUGCUGGGCCUUGUCGCCUUCAACUUCGUGGGGGCCUUCAUGGUGGAGAGCGUGCUGGACCAGUGCCUCCCCGCCUGCCUGCAGUGGCUGCGGCCCAAGCGGGUUUCCAAGAAGAGAUUCAAGCAGCUGGAGCAGGAGCUGGCCGAGCAGCCCUGGCCGCCCCCUACCGGGCCUGUGAGGUAGUACAGGCCCUGGGCCGACACCCUGGACACUGCAUCCCUGCCACUGAGCCUCCCGGGCCUGUCCGCACACAUCACCGCCAUCCCUCCCUACAUCCCUGAGGUUGGCAGUCCGCACACUUGUGCCCCAAGUGCAUCCGCCUGGCCCCAUCUCUCCUGACUCCACUGUUGGGGGGCAGUACGAACUGUGUGUCCCCCCCGUGAGACCAUUCCGGUCCAGACAUCAGUCACCAGCCCCACCAGAGCUGCUGUCAGUGUAGCAAAUAAAAGUCUCAUAUUUUCCUGA